Messenger RNA from Acanthosepion pharaonis, 627 nucleotides. The record is from the annotation of a GenBank genome assembly. NCBI's taxonomy places the organism in Eukaryota, Metazoa, Mollusca, Cephalopoda, Sepiida, Sepiidae.
AUGCUUCAAACUUUUCAUAUAUAUCUAUCUAUCCAUCUAUCUAUCUGCUUCAAACUUUUCAUACUAUCUAUCUAUCUGCUUCAAACUUUUCAUGCUAUCUAUCUAUCUAUCUCUCUCUCUGCUUCAAACUUUUCAUAUCUAUCUAUCUAUCUGCUUCAAAAUUUUCAUAUCUAUCUAUCUGCUUCAAACUUUUCAUAUCUAUCUAUUCUAACUUUUCUAUCUAUCUAUCUAUCUAUCUAUCUGCUAUCUAUUUUUUCUAUAUCUAUCUAUCUUCUUAACCUUUCAUAUCUAUCUAUCUAUCUAUCUAUCUGCUUCAAACUUUUCAUUCUAUCUUUUCAUAUCUAUCUAUCUUCCAAACUUUUCUAUCUAUCUAUCUAUCUAUCUAUCUAUCUUUCAAAUUUUUCAUAUCUAUCUAUCUUCAAACUUUUCAUAUCUAUCUGCAUCUAUCUUUUCUAUCUAUCUAUCUGCUUCAAACUUUUCAUAUCUAUCUAUCUAUCUAACUUUUCAUAUCUAUCUAUCUAUCUAUCUAUCUGCUUCAAACUUUUCUAUCUAUCUAUCUAUUCAAACUUUCUAUCUAUCAUCUAUCUAUCUAUCUAUCUAUCUAUCUAUCUAUCUGUUUCUAUCUAA